Podospora anserina S mat+ is the source of this 1611-nucleotide messenger RNA. RefSeq lists its product as uncharacterized. The record is from RefSeq and is a predicted model, not a curated record. Gene Ontology annotation, biological process: triglyceride biosynthetic process. Gene Ontology annotation, cellular component: endoplasmic reticulum membrane. Gene Ontology annotation, molecular function: diacylglycerol O-acyltransferase activity. NCBI's taxonomy places the organism in Eukaryota, Fungi, Ascomycota, Sordariomycetes, Sordariales, Podosporaceae. The transcript is spliced from 3 exons. Bases 1 to 1611 code for a protein of 536 amino acids.
AUGUCUCAGGCGUCAUUAUCGCCUACCAAUGAUUCCAAGAUGAACACGGCUACAGCGACGGGCACUCGCCUUGAUGACCCCGCGAAUGGCGUCACUCGCAGAACAGGAGGGGAGGAUGGGGGAGUUGUGAAAAAGACGGACCAAUUGAAUGGCAAUUCCAACACGGAAACAACAAUUUCAACACCAGAGAAACCGAAACGAUCAUAUCGCAGCAGCAAGUACCGCCAUGUCGAAGCUAUUCAUUCUGAGUCGCAACCCUCAUGUCUUAGCCAUGACACAACCGAGACACCCAGCUUUUUGGGGUUUCGCAACCUCAUGGUGAUUGUCCUGGUAGUUGGCAACCUCCGUCUUUAUGGCGUCCUCAUCUGCCUCAACUGCCACGACUUCCGCCCCACCGACCUCCAAAUCGGCAUCUUCCUCUACUUCCUCAUCCCCUGCCACCUCUUCCUCGCCUACUUCAUUGAGCUCGUAGCCGCCCACUCAGCCCGCAGCUCCCUAUUCCCAAAACCCAAACCCUCCCCCUCAGGAACCUCCAGUCCCACCGAAGCCCAGCUCUCCAAGUUCCAAUCCACCUGGACCCUCAUCUGGGUCUUCCACGCCCUCAACAUCACCACCUGCCUUGUUUUGACGACCUACGUAGUCUGGUACCACGUCCACCACCCCCUCAUCGGCACCCUCUCCGAAGUCCACGCCAUCAUCGUCUGGCUCAAAACCGCCAGCUACGCAUUCACCAACCGCGACCUCCGCCACGCCUACCUCCACCCCGUCACUGGUGAACUCGACGCCCUCCCGGAAUUAUAUAGGGAGUGCCCCUACCCCAACAACAUCACCUUUACGAAUCUAGUCUACUUUUGGUGGGCACCAACCUUAAUCUACCAACCCGUCUACCCCCGCACCUCCAAAAUCCGCUGGGUGUUUGUGGCCAAACGGCUCGGCGAGGUUGUCUGCCUCUCGGUGUUUAUAUGGUUCUGCUCCGCGCAGUAUGCCACCCCGGUGUUGAUCAACUCGCUCGAUAAAAUCGCCUCGUUGGAUUAUUUCAGUAUAAUCGAACGCCUCCUCAAACUGAGCACCAUCUCCCUCGUCAUCUGGCUAGCCGGAUUUUUUGCGUUAUUCCAAUCCUUCCUCAACGCCCUGGCGGAAAUCACAAGGUUUGGGGAUAGGAGUUUUUACGAAGCGUGGUGGAAUAGUGAGGGGUUGGGGAUGUACUGGCGGACGUGGAACAAGCCAGUGUAUCAGUUUUUCCGGCGUCACGUCUAUUCCCCUAUGCGCUCGAGGGGGUACACGCACAAGACUGCGAGCUUUGCGGUUUUUUUCCUGAGUGCGGUUUUGCAUGAGUUGCUGGUUGGUGUACCUACUCACAAUCUCAUCGGUGUCGCCUUUCUGGGCAUGUUCUUACAGCUACCCCUCAUCCAAAUAACCCAACCGCUGGAGAAAAGAAAGUCGUCGAGCGGGAAGCUGCUGGGCAACACCAUCUUUUGGGUCUCUUUCACGAUAUUCGGACAGCCGUUCGCAGCGCUCAUGUACUUUUAUGCUUGGCAGGCCAAGUACGGGAGCGUGAGCAGGCAGCAGCAGCACCAGAGCGUCCAAGCUGUUUGUCCCGCUCCUCACUGA